AUGUCUCUUUCUCGAUCGCCCAACGGCCUCCUCGAGUUGUCCAAAGCCCCAGACCAUCUGGUAGCCAUUGUCACCAAAAAUGCGACAGAGUCUCCUCUCCUUCGCCUCCCAGCAGAAAUGCGGAAUCGCAUCUUCCGAUUCGCAUCAGGUGGCUGCGAGAUCCACAUCACGCGGCGUCCGCUCCGCGCGGUAUCGUCUGAGACACCACCUCCGCUUCUGGACGCGAAUGAACCGGCAUUUCUCUACGCCAAAGUCUUCGAGCAGGUCACCGAUCAUCCUUUGACCCUCUCUCACACGGGCCUGAAUCUCGCCCUCGUCAGCCGUCAAGUGUACUGCGGUGUCGGCCUCUGGCUCUCUGAGUUUAUGACCGCGUUGAAGCCCGCACAAAUCGCGGCUUUCCAAUCCAUACUCUUGAAGAACAACGGUAGAGCUGUGCUACUGGAGCUGUUCGACCUGUUGACUCGCCGCAGGCGUAUGACUUCUACGUUCCCUGCGAUGCAGAAGAUCUUCAUCCGGUGGCGACUUAGAGCUCAGGAUGAUUGCGUGCCCUCCUGGCUAGAGACACCGCUUCGGCUGACGAGUUUCGAGGAUAUGGGCACUGGGGAGGGCGGUAGGACCGUCGAAGUCAUGAUGUGUAAAGUGAGGCGACAGUAG
Molecule: messenger RNA, 654 nt
Organism: Didymosphaeria variabile
Lineage: Eukaryota; Fungi; Ascomycota; Dothideomycetes; Pleosporales; Didymosphaeriaceae
Exons: 3
Coding region: 1-654 (217 amino acids)
Source: RefSeq, a predicted model, not a curated record